CUAUAAAAACGUGCAAGAACUCAUUCUGCACACGAGCGUAUGCGUUCACGAACCACUCUGCGAGGUACUGGCCUGCGUAGUGUGAGACAGAGAGAGCGAGAGAGGGGCGGUAGUGAGCGAGCUAUUGUGCCUGGGAGAGAUCUCCCGUUGGAGUGUGCUUUUCCUUUCUCUACGCACGAGGAGCUGAGAAUCCCAUUAGCGACGAUGACGUCGGCUAGCGGUUUGUUGAUGAUCGUGAUGUUUGCGGCUAUGGCGGCCGCAGGUGUGCAUAACGUUGAGGCUGCAGGCCCUCGCCGGCUGCUCGGCCCCGCACAAGUUUCUCUCGGCGCUGUGAAGAUCAGGAAAGUGACCGUUGCUGGGUCGGGAUGUCCACAUGAGACACCGUUAGUCAGCAUCUCUGCCGAUAACCAGGCCGUCACCAUUCCGUUUUUGGAGUACCAGGUGGCCGUUCCAGCGGCACUGAAGGACCGUCAGAAGUCGUGCACCAUCAGCAUCGACCUCGAUUAUCCUGCUGGCUGGACGUAUGUGGCCAGCAAGUGGACCUACCAGGGAUGGGUGGAGCUGCAGAAGGGUCUGGUCGCUUAUCAAUCCGCCAAGUACUACUACCAAGGAGGACAGCCGGCUUGCGAGCGCAUUGCCAAGUGGGAUGCUCUGAAGAAGCCCAUCGCUGGCAGGUCGUACACCAUUCAGGAGGUUUGUCCGGAGGGCAUCUCGUUCAGCCCUUGCGGAGAAGUUCGGGGCCUGAACAUCCUGACCAGGAUGUGGAUCGACAACAAGAAGAACUACAACGCUGAGGGUGUGAUCAAAGCAGAGGUCGUCGACGGCGAGGUGAAGUCCUGGAACCUGUUUGUCUGCCACCUGUACUGGCAAUGGUGUCACUGACUGAGGAAGAGAGUUGAGGAGUACUUAGAGCAGCUGGAGCCAUGGUCUAUGUUCCACUCUCUCCUGCUCGGACGCUACCCGGUUGAGUUUUUGUGAUCGUUUGGAGGCGAAACUUAUGGCUGGACGGGUGUNUUUUGUGAUCGUUUGGAGGCGAAACUUAUGGCUGGACGGGUGGUAGUCUUGGCUGGAAAAGAGAGAGAGAGAGAGAGAGAGAGAGAGAGAGAGAGAGAGAGAGAGAGAGAGAGAGAGAGAGAGAGAGAGAGAGAGAGAGAGAGAGCCGAAGUGGAUGGAAGAAGAUGUCGAGGGUAGGAAGUAGACGGUACGACAAUUUUUAAAAGCUUGGCUCUUGAAAUUGUUCGGAUGCGAUCCACGAAGGUAAUCGGGAUUUUUAUUAUCAUGACUGGAGUCUCGUGGUCUUCUGUAAGUCUGAUUUUUUUCGGGUUUUGGAGUAACUGUUGCCGUUUAUAACCUAAUAUUGUGCUUCUUUCGUGUUUGGUUUGUUAUCUUGAGCACUCUUGUUUUUCGCGGAAUGAUAAAUGUUAUGGUGUCUU
Molecule: messenger RNA, 1433 nt
Organism: Chara braunii
Lineage: Eukaryota; Viridiplantae; Streptophyta; Charophyceae; Charales; Characeae
Source: the annotation of a GenBank genome assembly